AUGCCUUACGAUCUUAGAGUCGCUAUCCCGACCCUUGUCGGCAGCCUGCUGUCUUGUGUUGCAACCUCUUGCGUUCUCAUAUCGUACAUCGUAUACGCUGAUCAGCAACGAUCUUUUCGACACGCACUUGUUUUGAACCUUGCUUUAGCGGAAUUCAUCAACUCGCUGAACAACUCAACAUCCGGCAUUUAUGCAGUUGCCAACAAUGGUUCCAUCACCGCGGGUCCCGCGUGUAGCCUCAAUGGCUGGGUCGGUCAGUGGUCUGUUCAGGCCGCAGACUUUUCGAUCCUAGCCAUCGCUAUCAUAACACUUCUUACAAUCACCCGCAAAACCUACAUGCCCAACGCCUCCCUCCUCAGCAAGGUCCUCAUUUGCGCGUCCGUCUGGGUGGUUCCUACUAUUACAUCGACUACAGCCGCAGGAUUGAAGGAAUUGAAACCUGUUAGCGGCAACUGGUGCUGGAUAUCGGGCAAGAGAACGGACCUGCGUUACGCGCUCGGUCACGGGUGGAGAUUCAGCAUCAUAUUUGGAACCGUUGGGAUCUACGUCUACGUCUGGAUAUACAUGAGGCGACACUUCAUACAGCUGAAUAAUCUCAAUGAAGGAAGAUCAUACGGCCAGGGAAGCGCUGCCAAAGCUUCCAAACGCCGCACAUUCCACCGAGACAACGCGAUUGAGUUGAGGAGCGAAUCGCAAACAGAGCUACACGAGAUCAAUGUCGAGUACCGCUACGAAGUGAAGCAUUCUGAUGGUAGAAGUGGCACUAGUCUCGGAAAAGACGACAUCGAAUCCUCCGUGGGCGACCUGGAAAGAGACGACAGACGACCUAGCGAAAUUACAAUUUCUUCUCCAAUGUCGCCGAAAAGCCUUUAUAUCAAGGGUAGUUCAGGUGCGUCUUCCUUUCCUGCGGCUAUGUGA
Alternaria atra is the source of this 918-nucleotide messenger RNA. RefSeq lists its product as uncharacterized. Gene Ontology annotation, biological process: adenylate cyclase-activating G protein-coupled receptor signaling pathway. Gene Ontology annotation, molecular function: G protein-coupled receptor activity. The record is from RefSeq and is a predicted model, not a curated record. The coding region runs from base 1 to 918 and encodes 305 amino acids. Gene Ontology annotation, cellular component: plasma membrane. NCBI's taxonomy places the organism in Eukaryota, Fungi, Ascomycota, Dothideomycetes, Pleosporales, Pleosporaceae. The transcript is spliced from 3 exons.